AUCUUGAUACUUGAAAGGGAAAGUGGAAGUUUAUAAGAAUACGGGUUAAGUCUUUACAUUAAUUUAUAUAACAAAAACAAGGAAAUUUUUUAUAAUUUUAAAACCCGUUAGUCAAAACACGCCUAGGAUUUUUAUCUGCUUUGUUUAAAUUAGAUCAUAAAGAGGAGAAUGUCUUCCGGACGGCCGAUAAAAUGCGUUGUCGUCGGGGAUGGCACAGUCGGCAAGACUUGUAUGCUUAUUUCAUACACGACGGACAGCUUCCCUGGGGAGUACGUGCCCACAGUGUUCGACAACUAUUCAGCCCCUAUGGUUGUGGACGGCAUACCGGUAAGCUUGGGACUUUGGGACACUGCUGGUCAGGAGGACUACGACAGGCUUAGGCCUCUUUCCUACCCACAGACUGACGUUUUCCUCAUUUGCUUCAGUGUCACUAGUCCAUCUUCAUUUGAGAACGUCACAUCAAAAUGGUACCCUGAAAUCAAACAUCACUGCCCAGAUGCUCCAAUGAUUUUAGUUGGCACAAAGAUAGAUUUAAGGGAGGACCGAGAAACUCUCAACAGCCUAACGGAACAAGGUCUGUCUCCUAUAAAACGAGAACAAGGGCAAAAACUUGCAAACAAAGUCAGAGCAGUUAAGUACAUGGAAUGUUCAGCGCUUACACAACGUGGUCUAAAGCAAGUUUUCGAUGAAGCUGUGAGAGCAGUCUUGCGACCUGAGCCACAAAAGAGGAGACAGCGCAAGUGCAACAUCCUUUAGCUUUUUAAGCUUAAACUUUCUUUUGUGCUUAGAUGGUCUCCAGACAAAAUGCCCAAACACUUUUACUUUUAUUUUCAUUAAUUUAUUUGCCUCAUAAUCCCAUUUAGUUAUUUUAUACCAAAACUAUUGAGUGAGAUAUACCAAAAAUGCCAUCCAUUUUCAAUUCAAACGCCUUAAUCUUCCUUGGUAAAUAUCAGCUAAGGGCUUAAAAAAAAAAAGAAUAUGCCAAAGUUAUAGAGAAAUUGAGACUUGGUCAAUACUUUUUUAAAUCGAUAGGUUCAUUUAUAUUAAAAAUUGUAUCGUGUGUUUUCCCACCUUUCAAAAACCUUCCUUUUUUGUUUGUUUUAAAAUUCUAAUAAUGCUCAACUUUUAUCAAAAAGUAUAAACCCCAUUUAUUAGAGUUAGGGUGGUGAACAUUAUAUCUAAUAUGUGUCAUUUUUAUGCUAUUAUUAAUUAUUUAAAACAUAAUAAUAUAUAAACAACAAACAAGCAACAACUCAUUGAAGAGGUGAAGCGAACGUUUUCAUUAAAUUGGCAAUGUUUCAAAUUUUUCUUGCUGUGCUAACUGAAAAUGCCAUAUUUUGAAAGAGAAUUUAUAUAACUAAAUAUUAUAUAUUUAUUCAUUAUAGAUUCAUGAAGAGUUAGAGAAAUUAUAAAGAUGUGGAAAAGUGAAAUGAAAAGGAAAUAGCAUUGCUCAUUUUAUUGCCUGUGUGUAAUUUUGAAAUUUCAAAUUCAUGGGUUUUUAAUGGUGGUAGGGAAGUUAUAAAUAUCUAUUGUUAUAAACAACAAAAAUUUAAUUUAUACUGUAUAGGUUUAAUAGUCAUUUUUGAAACGGGGACAAAAGGCCUAGUACAUACAUAAAAUUUGUUGACAAGUUUAUUUGUAUACAGUUUUAAACUGUAGAUAUUGGUUGUUUCUAGCCAAAUAUAUUUUUCACAAUGUUGCAUUUUUUAAACUUCAAUUUGAUAAUAUUUUUUUUGUUGGAAACUUCGACCUAAAAUAGUCAAUUUGAUGUUUGCUUAAUUAGCUACGGGUAAUUUAGUUUUACAUUUGAGUGAUUUCUAGUUCAGGUGGAAUAUUUCGUAUUCUUCCAACUUGUGCAGAUUUGAUCCCAUCUCGUAUUUAAAAAAUGGUAUACAUUAUUAAAUCUGAUGUCUACUAAUGA
This is a messenger RNA of Cimex lectularius (bed bug), 1921 nucleotides long. It is a transcript of the gene Mtl, whose product is annotated as ras-related C3 botulinum toxin substrate 1. Gene Ontology annotation, molecular function: GTP binding; GTPase activity. The record is from RefSeq and is a predicted model, not a curated record. Gene Ontology annotation, biological process: small GTPase-mediated signal transduction. Bases 169 to 756 code for a protein of 195 amino acids. The transcript has 6 exons. NCBI's taxonomy places the organism in Eukaryota, Metazoa, Arthropoda, Insecta, Hemiptera, Cimicidae.